AUGGAGAAUCUCUCACACAUUCCUCCCGGUUAUCGAUUCCACCCGACCGAUGAAGAACUCGUAGACUAUUAUCUUAAAAAUAAAGUUGCAUUCCCGGGAAUGCAAGUUGAUGUAAUCAAAGAUGUUGAUCUCUAUAAAAUCGAGCCAUGGGACAUCCAAGAGUUAUGUGGAAGAGGGACAGGAGAAGAGAGGGAAUGGUAUUUCUUUAGUUACAAGGACAAGAAGUAUCCAACAGGGACACGAACCAAUAGAGCAACAUGCUCAGGAUUCUGGAAAGCAACUGGUCGAGACAAGGCCAUAUACUCAAAACAAGAGCUUGUGGGGAUGAGGAAGACUCUUGUGUUUUACAAAGGCCGGGCCCCAAAUGGUCAAAAGUCUGAUUGGAUAAUGCAUGAAUAUCGUCUUGAGACCGAUGAAAAUGGACCACCUCAUGAGGAAGGAUGGGUGGUUUGUCGAGCUUUCAAGAAGAAACUAACGACUAUAAAUUACAACAAUCCAAGAACAAUGAUGGCAUCAUCACCAGGCCAAGAACCUAAUUGGUUCUCACAGCAAAAGGGUGUUUCUAGUGGUAAUUACUACCAUCUUCCUGAUCUAGAGAUUCCAAAAAUAUAUCAAGGCUCAUCAUCAUCAUUACAUCAUAAUAACAAUGACCCUUAUGGUGUUGCACUAGGCGCUCACAAUGCAACACCAACCACAUUAAUGCAACAAGGUUAUGAAGAUGAUCAUGGUCAUAUUAUCAGUAAUGUUAUGAACACAAAUACUGAUCAUCAUCAUCAAUCAGGACUACUACUCAAUGAUGAUCAUAAUGAUCAAUUGAUGGAUUGGCAAACUCUUGACAAGCUUGUUGCUUCUCAGCUAAUUUUGAGCCAAGAAGAGGAAGAAGUUAACAAAGAUCCAUCAAAUAAUUUUUCGAAUGAAACAUUUAAUCAUCUCUCUGAAGAAGAGACAACAUCUUCCUCUUGGGCUCAAAAUACACACACGUGA
Molecule: messenger RNA, 984 nt
Organism: Eruca vesicaria subsp. sativa (arugula)
Lineage: Eukaryota; Viridiplantae; Streptophyta; Magnoliopsida; Brassicales; Brassicaceae
Source: the annotation of a GenBank genome assembly